GCCUGCCGCCGGGCCGCGGGCCUGGACGGGGAGGGGGCGGCCCUGGCGGCGGCCUCCCCUGGGGUGGGGGUCUGCGCCGGCGCGCGGGGGACGCGGCCCGUCGGGGGGGAGGUGACGGCCUGGUGGGAGGCAGGCGGCGCCCAGCCGGGCGUCUCCGGCGUGGGGAGCAGGUGACCCUCGGGCUCAGGCGCCUCGGCUUCCAGCCUCUGCGUCUGGGGGGCCCGGUCGAACUCUGGGUGUCCGGAUGGAUGGGGUCUGGGGAGCGAGCGACUAAGGGUUUGGGGGCUGGUUUGCCUGUAUCAGUGGGCCAUUCUUAAAGAUCAGCCUCAAAAUCUCCCCGCAGACCUGCUUUUUGAGAUGCAGUAGCCGUGCUAGGAGGAGGAUUGCUGCAUGGGAGGCAGUGCCCUGAGCCUCAGUUUCCUGUUGUGUGCAGGAAGGGGUCGGCAUACAGGGGUCUCUAAAGAGCCUCUCAGGUCUAAUAAUAAUAAUAACAGCACAACUCUUGGAAAGAUAAAUGAUUUUUAAAUGCUUAGGUCUCCAGGACCCUUGAAUGGUAUAUAAUUCUGGGUGAACCACACUAGGUCAUAUGAGACAGAGGCACGGCUUUCUUUAUAAGUCAGAUAAGUAUGAUUAUAUAUUUUUCCGCUAAUGAAUGAAUCCUGGAGACCCCAUCCGUUUAGGAUACUUCGGGGUAGGAAGGGUGGGUUAAAUCCUGUGAAAUAAGAACCAGAAGAAUUCUGCCCCCUGCCCCCAACAGUUUGAGAAUGCAAGCUUAUUAAUCUCAUGUAUUAUAUUUACAGCUCCACCUCUCUGGCCAUUUCUUUCUGCUUCGGGUAAUAUUAAGCCACAAGUUUACUGGGACUGAUGAAAUUACAGCAAGGGGCUUUUAUUUGAGGGUGGUGGAGGGGGUGCGUUCCUGUGGCCCCUCAUCAGCUAUACAGUCCUCCAAAUCUGGAAAUGGAUAGAGACAGUCUAAUAAUAGAGAGCAGAGAACUGGUUAUUUUCUUUUGAGCUCUGAUUAGACUAGUUAGUAAAGACGUCUUGCUCUAAUGGCUGUAUUUACUGUCCUGAAGCUUUUCUUCAUUGUUUCAGUUAAACCCCAGCAUUACUCAGGGAGACUGACUUGGCCCCUGGGGAUUUUCCCUUCUUCCUGCUAGUUGUAGGCAAAUACUCUAAUCCCCCUGUGAGGACAGGGCGGUACAUGUGCCUAUUGUGUUGCAUUACGCUGGUCACUUUCCCUGUGUCUGAGGCUCCCAUCCCAGAGGGUCAUCCAGUCUUGCCCUCACCUGCGAAGGGUUGAGAUGCGGCUUCGUUGUUGAUGAGCCUUCAGGUUCAGGGGUCUGUGACACCCUUGAGAGUGCUUGCGGAAUUUUGUUAUGUGCCCACGUGUGUUUUUUAAGGGGGAGUGUUCAUAGUUUUCAUUAGCUUUUCAAAGCAUUCCCGGACCCCAGCAUUAGAUGGAAAUGUCUACAGGCAGAGCCUUCCCACAGGUCUUUGUUUAAUCUCCAAGCCUCCAAAUCUUAGAGGUAAAAAGGAUGCAGAACUCUUACUGACCAGCUGUCGCAGUUAACAGAUGUGGCCUAGAGGCAACCUACAGUGUAGGCAGAAGCCCAGCCUCUGGAGCCAGAGCGCUGUGUGACCUUGGGCCAGUUACUUGGCCUCUCCAAGCCUCCACAACGGCUUGUGCUUAAGUGUGGAUCAGAUUUUAGUCAUCCCUGUUUAUAGGAUUUUGUGAAGAGUACAUUAGAUAACCCUUUAAAACACAGUUCAUGGCACAUAAUAAAUGCCAAAUAAUUGUCAGCUUUUACCUGACGAAUGAGCCCUCACAUCUGGUUCCCUGAAAAGCUAUUGGAUUGUACUGCUUCAAAAUCCUUUGGCCUGAACAAGGCCUUAAAUCUUCAAUCCUUGUCUUAAGAGUGUGACGCUGUCUCAGUUAAGCUGCGCAGAAGUGAAUGAAUGAACAGAUGAAAGAAAGAAAGCAAUAGAAGGUAUAAAUAGGUUUAGAUGAGUCUUUGAUAGAUGAAUGACUCUAGGAACUUCAUUAUUAACUCUCAUAAUUUUUGUAACCCAAUCAUUGAUACUAUUCAUUCAGCAGACAUUUCUUGAGCACAGACUGUAGUUCAGACUGGACACCAGGGAUAUGCUAAUUUUCAAGCGAAGAAAAGGGAAACUUCAGUUACUUUAAAGCUUUUAUAUGGCGUAUAGUAAUUGGCCAUUCAGCAGUUUCAUUGAAGGAAGAGUAUGAGCAAAUGGACAAACGUUGAUGUAGAAGAAAUUCUGUUCAGUUUCAAUAAACAUACUGAUUGUCUGGAUAGACAGAUACAGAGCUGGUUACUCAGAAGACCUUAGCUUCACCUCUGUGAUGACACAAGUAUUCCCUGAACAUGGACGCGGCAAGGUGGGGAAUGGGGAGUGUGUGAAUAAUUGAGGCCCCAUCAAGUGAUUGAACGAAUCGGUCUUUAUUUUGGUUCCAGUCCCCACCAACCUGGACACAGGUCCCAGAACUGGCUGACUUCAGCUCUGCUCCCCAUUCUUCCAGGCCUCCUUUCCUCCUCAUUCCCCACCUCAUGAACCAUGAGGAAGACUCUGGGUGGCCAGGGUCCACCUGCCUCCGGGGACCAUCUGCCCUGGGGACCUUGGCUCCCACGGGAGAGUCUGAAUUGCCACGCCCACACCUUUCUCAGUAUCUGUCUUCUCUGCGAACAGCAGGAGCCAGCCCGAAUGCCCGGUAGCCCAUUCAGCCUCUCCAGCAGGGGCUGGGUCCAUACAGCGUGUCUCAGAGGCAAACCUCUACCGUAGAGAAAUGUUGUCAACAAUUCAGCUUUCAUCAAAGAGUCUGGGAAACUUAAGCUAUCUGUGUGUCCUCGCUGUUGGACAAAGUGAGGGAAAGAACAUGGGCGCCACGACUGCCUGAUAAUACAAGUAGAAGCAGUAGGGCUGGAUGUCAAGUUCAUCUUUGGGGUCCAGCAGCUGGACAUGGAGACCCAACGCUCCUCACCUCUGUCGUUCCCCAACGUUCUGCAAGAAGAAACCCCACGUCAGGCCCCUGCUGGACUCCCUCGAGAAACUCUGUUCCAAUCCCACGUUCUUCCCCCCAAAGAAAUUCCUUCUUUGUCUCCCGCCGUUCCCCGGCAAGGCUCCCUACCCCAGAUUCCCAGCGCUCCCAAGCAGGAGACUCCUAGCCAAAUGUCGCAUGCGCUUCAGAAGGGACCCUCGCUCCUGUAUCCUGCCGCGUCCGAGCAAGAGACUCAGAUACAGGGCCCCCUCACUUCCCAAGAGGAGACCCCGUAUCCACCUCCAUCUGCUGCUGAACAAGAGAUCUCGCUUCUCUCCCACUCCACCCACCAUCAAGAAGCCCCACUCCACUCUCCUGAAGUUCCCGAGAGAGACCCCCUGACCCUUUCCCCCACAGUUCCUGAGACCGACAUGGACCCCCUGCUCCAGAGCCCGGUUUCCCAAAAGGACACCCCUUUCCAGAUCUCUUCUGCAGCCCAGAAAGACACACCACUCCCAACGGCAGAGAUCACCCGCUUGGCCGUGUGGGCUGCUGUCCAAGCGGUGGAGAGGAAACUGGAGGCCCAAGCCAUGCGGCUCCUGACCCUGGAGGGCAGGACUGGGACAAACGAGAAAAAGAUAGCCGACUGCGAGAAGACGGCCGUGGAGUUUGCAAACCACCUGGAGAGCAAAUGGGUUGUUCUGGGGACCCUGCUGCAGGAGUAUGGGCUGCUGCAGAGGCGGCUAGAGAACAUGGAGAACCUGCUGAAGAACAGAAACUUCUGGAUCCUGCGGCUGCCCCCAGGCAGCAACGGAGAAGUUCCCAAGGUCCCUGUGACAUUCGACGAUGUCGCCGUCCAUUUCUCGGAGCAGGAGUGGGGGAACCUGUCCGAGUGGCAGAAGGAGCUGUACAAAAACGUGAUGCGGGGCAACUACGAGUCUCUGGUUUCCAUGGACUAUGCAAUUUCCAAACCAGACCUCAUGUCACAGAUGGAACGCGGGGAGAGGCCGGUCAUGCAGGAGCAGGAGGACUCUGAAGAGGGCGAGGUGCCUGCAGAUCCCAGUGCUGCUCAUGACGGGAUCGUGAUUAAGAUCGAGGUGCAGACCAACGACGAGGGCUCUGAGAGUCUGGAGACGCCAGAGCCCCUGAUGGGCCAGGUGGAGGAGCACGGCUUCCAGGACUCGGAGCUGGGGGACCCGUGCGGCGAGCAGCCCGACCUGGACAUGCAGGAGCAGGAAAACCCACUGGAGGCAUCCACGGAGAGCUCGGGCGAGUUCAGCGAGCUCAAGCAGAUGCUGGCGCAGCAGAGAAACUGCGCAGAGGGGAUCGUGAUCAAGACGGAGGAGCAGGAGGAGGAAGAGGAAGAGGAGGAGGAGGACGAGCUGCCGCAGCACUUGCAGUCCCUCGGGCAGCUGUCCGGGAGGUACGAGGCCGGCAUGUACCCGACCCCCCUGCCCGGGGAGCUGUCCCCCGAGGGCGAGGAGAGCCCCCCGCCGCUGCAGCUGGGGAACCCGGCGGUGAAGAGGCUGGCGCCCGCGUCGCACGGCGAGCGGCACCCGGGCGAGAGCCGGGGCGCGGGCAGCCAGCAGCAGCGGAACCGCCGCGGCGAGCGGCCCUUCACGUGCAUGGAGUGCGGCAAGAGCUUCCGGCUGAAGAUCAACCUCAUCAUCCACCAGCGCAACCACAUCAAGGAGGGGCCGUACGAGUGCGCCGAGUGCGAGGUCAGCUUCCGGCACAAGCAGCAGCUCACGCUGCACCAGCGCAUCCACCGCGUCCGCGGCGGCUACGCGUCGCCCGAGCGCGGGCCCGGCUUCGCCCCCAAGCACGCGCUCAAGCCGCGCCCCAAGUCGCCCAGCUCGGGCAGCGGCGGCGGCCCCAAGCCCUACAAGUGCCCCGAGUGCGACAGCAGCUUCAGCCACAAGUCCAGCCUCACCAAGCACCAGAUCACGCACACGGGCGAGCGGCCCUACACGUGCCCCGAGUGCAAGAAGAGCUUCCGCCUGCACAUCAGCCUGGUCAUCCACCAGCGCGUGCACGCGGGCAAGCACGAGGUGUCCUUCAUCUGCAGCCUGUGCGGCAAGAGCUUCAGCCGCCCGUCGCACCUGCUGCGCCACCAGCGGACUCACACGGGCGAGCGGCCCUUCAAGUGCCCCGAGUGCGAGAAGAGCUUCAGCGAGAAGUCCAAGCUCACCAACCACUGCCGCGUGCACUCGCGCGAGCGGCCGCACGCCUGCCCCGAGUGCGGCAAGAGCUUCAUCCGCAAGCACCACCUGCUGGAGCACCGGCGCAUCCACACGGGCGAGCGGCCCUACCACUGCGCCGAGUGCGGCAAGCGCUUCACGCAGAAGCACCACCUGCUGGAGCACCAGCGCGCGCACACGGGCGAGCGGCCCUACCCCUGCACGCACUGCGCCAAGUGCUUCCGCUACAAGCAGUCGCUCAAGUACCACCUGCGGACCCACACGGGCGAGUGAGCGCGGCCCGCCCCGCCGCCCGGCCCGAGCCCAGGCCCGGGCCCGGCGGGCGGGGACGGGGCGCCCCCGAGCCCCUUUGCUGUGAGCCCCCCUCUCCCUUCGCCCCUCCUCCCAAGGACGCGGGGUAGCGAGACCAGGUCGCUGGCUGCCGCGUUUCCCCGGGGCCCCAGGGGGGGAGCGCGGACCUGGGGAACCCCUUCGGGCUGUUAAUUUCCUUGACAAUAAAAUGGAUGAAACCAAUCAGCACGGGGGGCGUGAUUUGGCCGCCGGCCACUCGGAGGGGCGGGGCGGGGCCACUUAGUUGGGGAUA
Molecule: messenger RNA, 5779 nt
Organism: Hippopotamus amphibius kiboko
Lineage: Eukaryota; Metazoa; Chordata; Mammalia; Artiodactyla; Hippopotamidae
Gene: ZNF777
Product: zinc finger protein 777
Exons: 6
Coding region: 2977-5469 (830 amino acids)
Biological process (GO): regulation of transcription by RNA polymerase II
Molecular function (GO): DNA-binding transcription factor activity, RNA polymerase II-specific; RNA polymerase II cis-regulatory region sequence-specific DNA binding
Source: RefSeq, a predicted model, not a curated record